UGAUGAUUCAAACGUAGGGCCCGCGACGAGUGACGUCGUUCUGGCUCGCGACCGCGACGGCGGCCUAAGCAGAGGCGAUAGGCGAAUUAGCGGCGGCGACUGCGGGACUACGGCGGCGGGGCGGGCGCCGUGCGCAGUCGGGAGCAAGCGGGCGGCGCCGGCGGCUUCAACUGCGGCAGCGACGCCUAGGGCGGCAGAAGAAAACCUCCGCCAACCGGCAGUCGAGUUAGGCCUCAGCGGCGCGGGGCAGGCUCGCGUUGUCCUUCGCGGGAGAUCUCCAUAGAGACCGUGAAAAACAGACGCGGGGGCCCGCGAGAGGCGGCCGUUCUGGAGCCAGGUCCUCGGUCGCGGCCGCCGCCACUCCCUCCAUCGCUGCUGGCGCGUUCGCGCUCUCGUCUCGGCCUCACAGCUUCGCGCGGCUCCGUGCGUCGGUGCCUUCCUGUGUGGGCAGCGCGGGCGGACUUUGCGGCCUGGGCCGGGGCCGGGCGGGGGAGGCCCUAAGGCCGCCGCCUCUGCCUCUCCGGCCCGGGAGCGGGAAGCCGCCGAGGCUCCGCCAUGGCCUCUGGAGCCGGAGGAGGAGGAGGAGGAGGUGGGGGAGGCGGCGGCGGCGGCAAGAUCCGGACGCGUCGUUGCCACCAGGGGCCCAUCAAGCCUUACCAGCAGGGGCGACCCCAGCGCCAGGGCAUUCUUAGCAGGGUCACAGAGUCUGUUAAGAAUAUUGUGCCAGGGUGGCUACAGAGAUACUUCAGUAAGAAUGAAGAUGCAUGUGGCUGCUUGACAGAUACCAACGAGGUACCGCACUGGCCAGAAAAUAGAGAAGAUGACCAUGUGAUGUAUGCCGGUGAGCAGAGUGCCGAUAUUAAUGAUGGGCGAAUAACUCCUGAGCCAUCAGUCAGUAAUGCAGAAGAACCUUCAACAACUAGUACUGCUUCAAAUUAUCCAGAUGUGUUAACAAGGCCUUCUCUUCAUCGGAGCCAUCUGAAUUUCUCUGUGUUGGAAUCCCCUGCAUUACACUGUCAGCCAUCCACAUCUUCGGCAUUUCCAAUUGGCAAUUCUGGAUUUUCCCUUGUAAAGGAAAUUAAAGAUUCUACCUCUCAACAUGAUGAUGAUAACAUCUCAACUACUAGUGGUUUUUCUUCAAGAGCAUCUGAUAAAGAUAUAACUGUUUCAAAGAACACUUCAUUGCCACAUCUGUGGUCUCCAGAGCCUGAUCGCUCCCAGUCAGUCUCACAGCACACUGCCUCCAGCUCAAAAAAACCAGCAUUCAACUUGUCUGCCUUUGGAACGCUUUCCUCUUCACUUGGGAAUUCUUCAAAUCUUAAAACGAGUCAACUUGGAGAUUCUCCUUUUUAUCCUGGGAAGACAACAUACGGUGGGGCAGCAGCUGCUGCGAGACAGUCUAAGCUACGAAACACACCUUAUCAGGCACCAGUCAGAAAACAGAUGAAAGCUAAGCAGCUUAACACACAGUCUUACGGUGUGACCAGUUCCACAGCUCGGCGAAUAUUGCAAUCCUUAGAGAAGAUGUCAAGCCCUUUAGCGGAUGUGAAAAGAAUUCCAUCUGUUUCUUCUCUGAAUUCUCCUCUUGAUAGGAGUGGGAUGGAUACCACAGAUUUUUGGGGCAAAAGACAAAAGACUGGAUAUGAAAAAAGUGUGACACUCAGACAAAAUAGAGAACAAGAAAGUGGCUUUUCAUACCCAAAUUUCAGUAUUCCUGCAGCCAAUGGUUUAUCUUCUGGAGUAGGUGGUGGAGGUGGCAAGAUGAGGCGAGAGAGAACACGCUUUGUUGCUUCUAAACCUCAGGAAGAGGAGGAAAUGGACAUCCCAGUAUUACCGAAAAUAUCUCUACCAAUCUCCAGUUCUUCACUGCCUACCUUCAAUUUUAGUUCCCCUGAGAUCACAACUUCCUGUCCAUCAUCCUUUAGUCCUUCUCAAUCAUUAACAAACAAGGUACAAGUGACCUCUCCAAACAACACAGACAGCCCUGUGUUUAGAUUUUCAUCUCCAAUUGUAAUAUCUACUGAGGCAGUUGUACUAUCGCCGUCAUCUAUUAGAUUUACAUUUAGUAUGCCUGUUGCGAAAACAGAAAUUUCUGGCUCUAGUAGUACUUCAGAACCAAUUAUAAGUAGUUCAGCUCAAGACAACAUUGCUGUGAACAGUACAAACUGUAAGAAGCAAAGUGAAGAUUAUGAGUGUGUUUUAAAACCUGCAAAAGUCCUGAAAGAAGGAAGUGUUCUAGAUGUUCUGAAAAGUGCUGGUUUCGCCUCACCAAAGGUAGAUUCUGUUGCUGCUCAGCCUACUACCACAAGCUCUGAAGUUUAUACAAGACCAGCAAUAAGUGCUUUUUCUUCAAGUGGAGUUGGGUUGGGGGAAAGUUUAAAAGCUGGAUCAUCCUGGCAGUGUGAUACAUGUCUGCUCCAGAACAAAGUUACAGACAACAAGUGCAUAGCCUGUCAAGCGACAAAAUUAACACCAGGAGAAACUGCUAAACAGACUGGAACUGGGACACCAAGCAAAAGUGGCAAAGCACCUCUUUCUGCGUCAGGAACAGGCUUUGGAGACAAGUUUAAACCAGCAAUAGGAUCUUGGGAUUGCGAUACCUGUUUAGUACACAAUAAACCUGAAGCAAUGAAAUGUGUGGCCUGUGAAACCCCAAAACCUGGAACUGGUGUGAAGCGACCCCUGACAUUGACAGUGGUUUCAGAAAGUGCUGUAACUACAGCUGCUUCAUCUUCUAACUGCACUGUUACCUCUGGUACCUUAGUAUUUGGAGAUAAAUUCAAAAGGCCCGUGGGGUCUUGGGAAUGUCCAGUAUGCUGUGUUUCUAACAAUGCCGAAGACAACAAAUGUGUGGCCUGUAUGUCUGAGAAACCAGGAGGCUCAGUCCUUGCUUCUAGUGGCAGCCCUGUACCUGUCUCUGUGUCUUCUGGGAACUUUCUAGGAUUGGACAAGUUCAAAAAGCCUGAGGGAAGCUGGGACUGUGAAGUGUGCCUAGUACAGAAUAAAGCUGACUCUGCCAAAUGUGUAGCAUGUGAAAGUGCAAAGCCAGGCACAAAAUCUGAGUUUAAGGGUUUUGGCACAUCUUCCUCAUCUUCAAAUCUACCAGCCUCAUCCUUCAAAUUUGGUAUUCCACCAUCAUCGUCAUCUGGACCUUCUCAGACUUUAUCAAACCCUGGAACUUUUAAAUUUGGAGAUCAGGGAGGAUUCAAAAUAGGCCUGUCAUCUGACUCUGGGUCUGUAAGCCCCAUGAAUGAAGGCUUUAAGUUUUCUAAAGCAACUAACUCCAAUUUUAAAUUUGGAGUUUCAUCUGAUUCUCAAACUGAAGAAAUUAAAAAAGAGAGUAAGAAUGAUAAUAGUCUUAAAUUUGGACUUUCUUCUGGUUUAAGCAACCCAACUUCAUCAGCUCCAUUUCAGUUUGGUAUGUCUAAUCCUGGACAUCAAGAAAAGAAAGAGGAACCACCUAAAUCUUCAUCUACAGGCUUUAGCUUUGGUUCUGGCGUUAUUAACCCUAUUCCUGCUGCUACUGAUACCAUAGUGACCUCUGAGAACAAAACCAAGUUUAGCUUUGGAACCAUAGAAACCAAGAGUGUUUCAGUGGUUCCUUUUGCAUGCAAGACAACAGAAGCAAAAAAAGAAGAAAUACCAGCUACCAAGGGAGGGUUCACUUUUGGCAAUAUGGAAACUGCCCCUCUGUCAUCUGCCUCAGUGUUUGUUUUAGAAAGAACAGAAGAAAAGCAGAAAGAGCCUGUUACUUCUACAUCUCUGGUUUUUGGAAAGAAAGCUGGCAGUGAAGAGACAAAAUGCCCACAAGUAUUUUCCUUUGGGAAUUCAGAGCAAACCAAAGAUGAGAGUUCUUCAAAGGCAGUGUUUAGUUUCAAUAUGGCAAAACCAUCUGAGAAGGAGUCUGAGCAGCCAGCAAAGGCCACUUUCACUUUUGGAGCUCAAACCAAUACUACACCUGAUCAAGGUACAGCAAAGCCAGUUUUUAAUUUCUUGAACAGUUCCUCUAGUUCAAGUACACCAGCCACUUCAGCCAGUGGUGGGAUUUUUGGUAGUUCCACUUCCUCUUCCAAUCCGUCUGUGGCUGCCUUUGUAUUUGGACAGGCCAGCAAUCCUGUAAGCAGCUCUGCCUUUGGUAACUCUGCUGAAUCCAGUACAUCUCAACCCUUGCUAUUUUCUCAAGAU
Molecule: messenger RNA, 4185 nt
Organism: Octodon degus (degu)
Lineage: Eukaryota; Metazoa; Chordata; Mammalia; Rodentia; Octodontidae
Gene: Nup153
Product: nucleoporin 153
Exons: 18
Biological process (GO): protein import into nucleus; RNA export from nucleus
Cellular component (GO): nuclear pore
Molecular function (GO): structural constituent of nuclear pore
Source: RefSeq, a predicted model, not a curated record